CUGGCGGACCGCAUCCCGCCUUUCGUGUUUGAGCGCGCGGGAAAUCCGGCGGGACACUUUCCCCUCCUCCGCCUGCUGGCGUGGGGGGGUUUGUGUGGGGGGGGAGAGAGGAGAAGUUUGGAGACGGCGGCUCCCCGCGCGCGUGGGGCGUGUGCGCGGCUGGGGGAGUCUCCACCUCUUCUGGCGCGGGCCCGGGGAACUGCCGGAGCCGCCGCCGCUGCCUACUCGGAGCUCUCGCCAGACGGGGCUUGGAGGCGAAGGAGCGCGCUCUUGCAAGCCGGCCGAGGCGGCGUUGGGGCUCUGCGAUCGCUUUUCUCCCUCGCUGGGAGCAGCGGCCGAAAGAGCGACCCUCGGCGGCCUCUUUUGGUAGCGGCCUCGAGUCCAUGGACGCCAGGUGGCUUUUCUGCCCGAGCAACGCGCGCUGAGCUUCUUCCCCGCGGCUGGGCUGCUCUCGCCCAUCGGCUGAUUUUGAUUUUUAAUUUUGAUUUUUGUGUGUGUGUGUGUGUUUGUGACGGGGGGAGAUCGGCUCGUUUAAAGAGAAGAGGCGCCGCUUUGGCCAUGCUGCGAUCCUGGGCGCUCGUGGUGGCCCACUUCUUAGUCUUUGCAUCUGGAAAGAAAAUAUGGGAUGUCCCCAGAGCACACAUCAGCCAGCUCAGCUCAGCAAAAGUACGGUGGGAGCCUCAGUGCCAGUACCAAUUGCGCCACCUUCAGGACGGUGUGAGAAUUUCAGCUGUUCUACCGCCACGGUUAGAAGGUCAUUGGAUUUCAACAGGGUGUGAAGUACGACCAGGACCUGAAUUCCUUACUCGAUCAUACAUGUUCUUUGCCAACCGCCUCUUCAAAGCCUAUCAGUUUUACUACCGUGACCCUUCCUGUAGAGACCCCACCUACUCUCUGGUCAUCAAAGGGAAAAUCAGGCUCCGGCAGGCAUCCUGGAUCACCCUAGGAGCUACAGAAGCAGAUUAUCACCUUCAUAAAGUUGGCGUUGUCUUCUACAGCCAGACGGCCAUGCAGGAAACAGUUGCCCGUCUCAACCAAACAGGAGUUCGCUGCAGUGGAUUUUUGCCAGCUGGACGGACUUGGGCUCCUGGUACCCUCUAUGAGCUUCUGAGUGCUAAAGGGGAAGAGGAUUGCACUCCUGGCCUUGGCUUUGCCAUGCAUGAGCUUAGCCUGGUACGAGUGGAAAAGUAUCACCAGCCCUUGCUUCUCCAGCACAACCAGGGGAGUAGGCAGGUUGAGGAGCUGUAUCUUGGAGACAUUCACACUGAAUGGUCAGAGCGGCUUCAGUAUCGGCCUACAGGAUAUCAGCGCCCACUGCAGAAUGCCAUGCACCACAUUCAUCCCUGCCCUGCCUGUGGGAUUAUAUACAGAGCUGACGAACAUAACCCGCCAGUAUUACCAGCCAGACCGGAGCUUCCUAUGCUGUUGAGUGGCCACUGGGUCAGCUCUCGCUGUGAAGUCCGCCCAGCUGUGCUUUUUCUUACCAGGUACUUCAUCUUCCAUGCCAAAAACCGCAGCUGGGAAGGCUACUAUCACCACUACUCUGACCCUCUCUGCAAGCAACCAACUUUCACUGUCUAUGCCUUGGGUCAUUACAACGAAGGAGCCCCCUCCCGCAUUGUGAGGGGAGGCACCGAGCUGAUCUUUAAAGUGACCCAUGCUUGGGUGACCCCUAUGGAUCAGGUCACUGUGUCCAUGCUGAACUCCUCCGAUUUUGGGAGCUGUGGAGAAGCUGGAUCUUGGCAAAUUGGGCAGGAGCUAGAUGUGACCCACACCAAUGGGUGCGCAGCCCUUGGUAUUAAACUCCCCCACUCCGAGUAUGAACUUUUUCGCCUCGAACGAGAUGGAAAAGACCGGAGCCUGCUCUUUAUUGGUGAGAGACCAACUGAUGGGUCAAGUCCUAACACUCUCAGUAAGCGGCCCACGUCUUAUCAGUCUCCUCUUCUCCAGUGUGGUGGGCCCUCAGGAACUUUCGCAAGACAUAGUAUGCCACACAAUCCAGAAAGAUUAAGUGCCCAAGUUAACCAUGGAGCACCAAAGACUCCCUUAUCUCUGUUGGUGUUUCUAGCUGCAUUGCUGGUCAACUGGGAUUAAAAGCUUGCUCGUGGGAGCAGCGGAAAAUGCAGAUAACCUUAGCCUUCUGGCUUUGUACUGGCUUAUACCAAAAAAUAAGCACAUUCAAGAGGUGGUUUUUUUUUUAACAGGUUGCAAAAAAUGUAUGUUUCUUUGACAGCUAUGUUUUCCGCUGCCAUGCUUGCUUACCUACAGACAUGUAAAUUGGUUUUGAUUUUUGAAGUGGAAAAUCAUUCCGUUUUCAUCAUGUGACUCAACACACACAAUUGCCUGUUUCAGAAGCAGUAUUUCUCAAUUUCAGAAAUUUUAAGAUGCAUAGACUUCAAUUCUCACAACUGAAUUAAGCUGGGUGGAGAAUUCUGGGAGUUGAAAUCUAUGCAUCUUCAAGUCCCUAAAUUGAGAAACACUAUUCUGUAGGGCCCAAAUAGAUAAGAAAGUUUUUUUUAAAAAUUUUCCUUCGAAGACAUCCCAUUGUUUAAACGUCUCUUGUGUAUUGAAGAAGUAUUACUUUUACUGAUUUUUCUUCCUGACAUUGCUUCGUCUUGAUUUUAUCGACACGCAGCCACCACUUUUUACACUGCAAAAAGUUGUCACUGUUGAAAUAAUAAAGGAUGAGAGAAAUUGAAUUCUAAGUGCCAUAUGAAAGAACUGUGUGACGUAAUGAACAUCUAAAUUAAGAGCGUUAGUGAGGAGGCGGUUUGUCAGGGCGGAUGGUCCAUCUCAGCAAGGGGAAAACACCUUUCUUGGUAGACCAAAUAUGUAAGGAUGAUGAUGUCCCAUAAUUGUUCUGUUGACCAAUUGUAAGCAGCUUUAAAUUAUCUUUGGAAUAAAAAUUGUAUGGCUUCAAUCCUCAGGGAGAAUAAGCUAAAUGUCAAGGUUCCAGAAAAACCUCUUCUGCAUAAAAAAAAACUCAGAAGCCAUUGUUUUCCAGAGUUCUUUACUAGCAUGAGGAAACUGGCACACGAUGAGUAAAAUUCCAAAACUGAAUUUCCGGAUUCUUUUCCCCAGUUAUACAAACCCCAAGAGUCCCACCCCCCUGACCCCUUUGAUGGUCACAUGGUCCCACGUUCUCCCAGUUCAUUCGAAUAUCUUCUUGCCACUCUUCCUGCAGAUGUGAACACCAUCCGACCUUGACCGCUUGAAGAAUGUUACCAUACCCCUCAGCCCCCCUUCCUCCCUUCAGGGGAAAAAUGUGGCAGCGUCUGGAACCCUAAAGUCUAAUAUGGUUUCCAGGCCUGACACUAAAAAGAAAAAAAACGUAGAACUGCCAGCAAGGUCACAAUUUGUGGAUGCCAACUUAUUUAUCUAAAAGGUUCUGUAUUGUGCUGAGCAUGUUGCUAACAGUAAGGCUAAGUGUGGUGUUUAUGGAAGGGGAAAUGAAACCCUCAUGUCUAAUUCUGUCAACAAUGACACAUGUGCAUAGUAUCUGCAGAGGUUGAAAAAAAGCAGGAUGGUGGUCACGAUCAAAGCCCUGUCCAUUUCCCAUGAGUGUCAGCACUGCUGGCACAUACAGGUAGUCCUUGACUUACAACAGUUCACUUAGUGACCAAUCAAAGUUAUAAGAAGAUAGGAAAAAGUGACUCGUAACCAGUUUUCACCCUUAUGAUCAUUGCAGCAUUCCCCAUGGGCAUGUGAUCAAAAUUCAGAUGCUUGGCAACUGACUCAUAUUUAUGAUGAUUGUAGGGUCCCAGGCAGAGGUGGGUUUCAACAGGUUCUGGCCAGUUCUGGAGAACCAGUAGCAGAAAUUGUGAGUAGUUCUGAGAACCGGUAAAUACCACCUCUGACUGGCCCUGCCCCCAUCUAUUCUCUGCCUCCUGAAUCCCAGCUGAUCGGGAGGAAAUGGGGAUUUUGCAGUAACCUUCCCCUGGAGUGGGGGGGGUGGGAAUGGAGAUUUUACAGUAUCCUUCCCCUGCCACACCCACCAAGCCACACUCACCAAGCCGUGUGCCCACCAAGCCACACCCACAGAACCGGUAGGAAAAAUUUUUGAAACCCACCACUGGUCAUGUGAUCAUCUUUUGUACGCUUCUGAUAACCAGUCAAUGGCAAUGCCUGAUUCACUUAACAACCAUGUUACUAACUUAGCAACUGCAGUGAAUCACUUAACGGCAGCAAGGAAGGUUGUAAAAUGGGGCAAAAUUUGCUUUACAAAUGUCUCGUUUAAUAACAGAAAAUUUGGGCCGAAUUGUGGUCGUAAGAUGGGGAUUACUUGUACUCCUCCUCAGGGUUUGGGCUUCAUUGGAAACCAUCAGAUCCUGUGCUACAAACAGCACCUUAAAAGCACAAUUACUAGUGGGGCAAGUGGAACUUUCCUCAAGCAUUUGGGUUGCAUAAAGGAUUUGGUCCCAUGUACUGCAGCAAUAAUAAUUUUUAAGAAUAGGGAUUUAUUUUGGCAAACAGAAAAGAGAAUUUUCCGGAGGCUUUGUCUCCAACUUCCUCAAACUGGUAGAUUUCAGACAGGAUGACUACAGUGGCCAUAAUUCCCAGUCAACAUGGCAUAAAAUGAGAGGCACUGGAUUCUCACACUUUGGUGAGGCUGUUUGGUGUCUUCUAGUGAUUUCCCCUAUCCAUCCUAAAAAAAAUUUUUGGGCUCAUUUUAGCUUUCUCGGUUAUCAACAUCGUCUUGAGUUCUGUCAAAAAAGACAACAACGGUUGUUCUACUGCUCAAAAAUUUCUUCAGACCUGUGGAAAUCCAGUCUGAGUUAGCAGCUACUUCAUUUUAAGCAAUUAAUAUUUUCAUUUUUUGCAAUAAGAAUAGGCAGGCAACCCAAAGUUUAGGAAAGAACAAGUGAUCCUAUACAACCUAAAUUAACUCAGGAUAAUGCAUAUUGGGAUCAUACAAUAAAAAGCUGCUGUAAUUUUGUUUUUUAGCUCUGUAUAUUAAUAAGCUUUUUUUGAUACGUCUUUUGCAAAACUGAUAUAUUUUUAAUGAAAACUAUGCAACGAUUGCAAAUGAUACAGUGUACUAAGAGGAUUAUGAUUAAUAAGUAAAAAUGUUAAAUGAGAUUUUAUAGAAACAUCAGAGCCAAAUUCAUUUGCCACAGACAAAAUGUAAUGCUUUUCUUAAUGCAUAAUUGUUACAAUAAAGUGUAUUUCAGCAGGUUUAAAAAAAAACAAAUUCAAAGGAAAGUAUUUAGAUGUUCUGUACAUAAAAAUAAUUGUUCAUCUUCUUAAAAAUGAGUCUUUUGUUCCCGGAACUGCCCGUUCUUUCCUUUUACUGAUCAGCAACAAGACAGAGUAUUAAAUCUUUGCAAUUUCUGACA
Messenger RNA from Ahaetulla prasina, 5336 nucleotides. RefSeq names its product APC down-regulated 1 like (gene APCDD1L). Gene Ontology annotation, cellular component: plasma membrane. NCBI's taxonomy places the organism in Eukaryota, Metazoa, Chordata, Lepidosauria, Squamata, Colubridae. Gene Ontology annotation, biological process: negative regulation of Wnt signaling pathway. Bases 559 to 2094 code for a protein of 511 amino acids. Gene Ontology annotation, molecular function: Wnt-protein binding. The record is from RefSeq and is a predicted model, not a curated record. The transcript has 4 exons.